AUGUACAACAUGAGGGAUUUCAAGUUGAAAGUUUAUUACGAAGAAAUUAUAUCCGAGAAUGUAACUGAUGAUCUUCCUCGUCAUUUCUGUUAUGAAUGUGCAACAAUGUUAUACAAGUAUCACAAAUUCAGGGAAAAGUGCCUUAAUGGACGAGAAAUAUUAAAAGAAUUAAGGAGGAAAGGUCCAAUAAAAUUGUCUUCAAUAUCAAAAGUUGACAGAAAAAGUAAGAACUUGGUGUCAACCAUUGGAAUCAUGCCUGAAUCUAAAAGAUUUCUGACAAUCACUGGAAUUAAUACAGUUCCUGAUUCACUAUACAUUAAAACAGAAAGAGGAACUAUUCUAACAGAAGAUUUGGAAACAGAAAUAGAGUGUAAUGAAGAAAGUAGUGAAAAUAAUGAAUAUAAAUAUGGUGAAGAGUUACUAGAAAUUGAAGAAGACAGCUUAAAAAUGGAGAAGGAGGAUGUUGAAGAAGAAAGUAUGGAUUGUAGCUCUGAAAAGUAUGAUGGAGAGUGGGAGAGUGUGUUAAAUGAUGAUAGACCAAUUGUGCUAGUUGUUGAAGAAAACAGGACCAGAAAAAAUAAUAUUAAGAACAAAAAACAAACCAAAACAAAACAUGAUGUGAUAUUAAACAAAAGAAAAACUAAGAAGGCCAAAAAUACUUGUAAAGGUGAUAAGGAAAGAGGUGGUUUGCCUAAACGGACUCUGUUGGAUCCUGAGCAUUGGUUAAAAAUAAGUUUAGACGAGAAUGAAGCUUUAAAAAAUUUCAAACUGAGAGCCAAAGAUCCAAAGUAUUUAAAAGCAAUGUAUAAGUGCAACAGCUGUUAUAUAACAUUUUCAACACAAGAUAUAAUGGAGCGUCACAUGAAAUUAAAUCAUUGUGAGUCACGUGGACCACAUGAAUGCAAGUUCUGCCAUAAGCGGUUUAAAUUGAAAAGUUUAGUAACACGACACAUUGUAGUGCACUACAAUAAGUUCAAAUGUCUCCGGUGCGACCUGACCUUUCAUUUUGAGCAUUCUGCAAGUAAUCACAAUGAUUUUCAUAGUGGAGUGAUGGUGGCGUGCAAACAUUGCGGGAUGGAAUUCAGACACAAAUCUUCAUACUACUCCCACCUGCGUAUAUAUCACCGCAGUGAGCAUGUCUGUCCCCUGUGCGGGGAGUCAUUCGUCAGCACCAAGGGGUUGCAGCUACACAAGAUACUGAGGCAUUUGAAUGCCGAAAUUAAUCGCAAUAAGAAUGAAGACCAGGCCACCUACUGUGAACGUUGCGACAUCAAAUUUGAGACGCAGAAGGCGUUCUCUGAACAUUUCCAGCAAUCAGUUAAACACGCCAAUGAUUUCCAAUUUAAUGAAGGCCAGGAUCUAGUCGGGUCCAGCGAUGCGCCUGCGCCGUUGAAGGGGGGAGCUAGAAAGACUUUCGCUCGAGUACACCCGGCUCGGCCCACGACCUGUCCGCUGUGUGAGAAAGUGUGUCGAAGCUAUUCGCAGUACGUGAGGCAUCACCGCACAGAGCACAAGGGUGUCCCACUGCCUUGUGACUUCACACAGAUCUGUGAGGUCUGCGGGAUUGCUGUCAAGAGCGGCGCCAUUGGGAUACACAUGAACGUUCACACCAAGGAGAAGGUGUACUCUUGUCAAACGUGCGGCGCGCAGUUCUUCUACCUGUACAGCUUCACCAGACAUCAGUUGACGCACACUGGUGAGAAACCGUUCAAGUGUCCGCUGUGCGAUAAACGCUUUACACAGAAAACCAGUAUGCAGCUGCAUCAUCGCACAUUUCAUUUAAAACAACCCUAUCCGAAGAGAAUAAGAAAAAAAGGGAACAUAACUGUUCAAGAGAGAGAAGAUAUCAGUGAAUGUUCUGACGAGUAA
Arctia plantaginis is the source of this 1869-nucleotide messenger RNA. Lineage: Eukaryota; Metazoa; Arthropoda; Insecta; Lepidoptera; Erebidae. The record is from the annotation of a GenBank genome assembly.